AGUCAACUCGAGCGACUUUGAGCGCAUCAAAACAAUCUCGUGUUUUGUGAUAAAAAAUAUUUAUUUAAUUUGUAAUUAUUGACUGAAAUGAUUGAAGAGCACGACGAGCGUGAUACAAUAUGCGACUCAGUGAAUUCGCUUGUUGAAGGAUGUCGCUUGCCGGUUCGAAUGCCUGGAACUGAUGAUUGGCCACUAGCCGAAAUAAUAAGUCUGAAAGAAGAGCGAGGUGUCAAAUGGUACUACGUGCAUUAUGUAGACUUCAACAAAAGAUUAGAUGGAUGGAUAAAAGAAGAUUGUUUAGACACAAGAAAAGUACAAUAUCCACGUAAAGAUGGUAUAAUACCUGGUACUGGUGCUGCAACACCAAAAAAACAAAUACCAAGUAGACCACCAAGUCCAACAAUAACAAAUAAUGAACCAGUUAAUGGUACAGCUGUAUUACAAGCAGCAUUACAAAAAAAAAUAUCACGUAAAAGAAAAGCAACAUUUCUUGAUAAUGAUGAUUCACAAGAUUCACCAUUAUCAACAUCAUUAUCAUCAACAACAACACUAACAAUAACAACAGCAACUCCAACAACAACAACAUCAUCAUCAUCAGCAUCAUCAUUAAUAAAUGUAACACCAACAAGUGGACCAAGACCAACUGGUUCACUGGUUGCACAUCAUCAUGAUGAUGUUGUUACUAGAAUGAAAAAUAUUGAAUUAAUUGAAGUUGGUAGACACAGAGUUAAACCAUGGUACUUUAGUCCAUAUCCACAUGAAAUGGUUAAUUUGCCAUGUAUAUAUAUUUGUGAAUUUUGUCUUAAAUAUAGAAAAAGUCGUAAAUGUCUUGAACGACAUCUUGUUAAAUGUAAUUUACGUCAUCCACCUGGUAAUGAAAUAUAUCGUAAAGGAUCAAUAUCAUUUUUCGAAAUUGACGGUAGAAAAAAUAAGAAUUAUGCACAAAAUUUAUGUUUACUUGCAAAAUUAUUUUUAGAUCAUAAAACAUUGUAUUAUGAUACUGAUCCAUUUUUAUUUUACGUUAUGACGGAUUUUGAUAAUCGUGGUUUUCAUAUUGUUGGAUAUUUUUCAAAAGAAAAAGAAUCAACUGAAGAUUAUAAUGUUGCUUGUAUAUUAACAUUACCACCAUAUCAAAGAAAAGGUUAUGGUAAAUUAUUAAUUGAAUUUUCAUAUGAAUUAUCAAAAUUUGAGGGUAAAACUGGAUCACCAGAAAAACCAUUGUCUGAUCUUGGUUUAUUAUCGUAUCGUAGUUAUUGGGCACAUACAAUACUUGAUAUAUUAUUAACAAUGAAACCAAUGGUGGAUAAUGAAAAAGCACAAAUAACCAUCAAUGAAAUAUGUGAAAUAACAUCAAUUAAAAAAGAAGAUGUCAUAUCAACAUUACAAAAUAUGAAUCUUAUUAAUUAUUAUAAGGGACAGUAUAUUGUAACAUUAAAUAGGGAUAUAAUUGAGCAACAUCAAAAAGCGAUGGACAAAACAACAAUACGAAUAGAUCCAAAGUGUUUACAUUGGACACCAAAAGACUGGAGUGUAAGAGCUAAAUGGUGAAAGUUUUAAAUAGCAAGUGAAAUAGACAAUAAUAUUUUUAAAUUAAUUUAGAAAAAAAAACAUUAAUUUUCGGUGGUGAAAAAAAAAUUUAUUUAGAAGAAAAGAAAAAUGAUGAAUUACAUUUAAUUUAAAUGUGCAAACAAAAAAAAAACAUUGUACAUAAUAAUUAUAGUUUUUUUUUAUUUUUUAUUUAAAAUGUGUGUAAUGUUUUUAAUGAGGCUUUAAAAUAUCAGUGCACAUAAAUGAAGAAAACAGAAAAAAAAUCUAAAUUUAAAAAAAGAAACAUUAAAUUAUUAAUUAUAAACUAUUAAAAUUGAUUAGAAAAAAUCAGCUAGUCUGGUGCUACGAAAACAGGUCUAGCGUGCAUUGACCAGAUCAAAUUUUUUUAAAUACAGUGAUUAGGUAAACAAUAAUGAAAUUUAAAAAAAAAAAACAACAUGAACAUUAGUAGGAUUGUAAAUAAAUGUGAUUUUGUAAAUUGUUGUUUUUAUUAUAAACAAAUACAAAUAAUAAUAAUAAAAUUUUUCCUAAAAAAAUGGCGGUAAAAGUUACCGACUGAAAAUAUUAUAAUAGUUGAUAUUCCUACCGCUUGUUAGCGUUGCACUCAUUUUCUAUUUGUCACGAUCUUUCUUCUUGUGGAAUUAUAUAUUUUCAGUUGAAAAAAAAAUAUAUUUGCGCAAGAGC
This is a messenger RNA of Aphidius gifuensis, 2232 nucleotides long. RefSeq names its product histone acetyltransferase Tip60 (gene Tip60). The transcript has 5 exons. Gene Ontology annotation, molecular function: histone acetyltransferase activity. The coding region runs from base 88 to 1548 and encodes 486 amino acids. The record is from RefSeq and is a predicted model, not a curated record. Gene Ontology annotation, biological process: regulation of DNA-templated transcription. Lineage: Eukaryota; Metazoa; Arthropoda; Insecta; Hymenoptera; Braconidae.